ACAUAUCAGCAGAAGAAAGAGACUAAAUAAUGGAAGAUUUAAAAAAAAACCCAGCAAAUAAUAAAUGUAUAGAUUGUGCUAGAAAAAAUCCAACUUGGGCAUCUUGUUAUUUCGGAAUAUUUAUUUGCUAUGAUUGUUCUUCAAAACAUAGAGGUUAUACACCUACAUUUAGUUUUGUUAGAUCAAUAGAUUUAGAUUAAUGGAACCGUAAAUAAAUAUUAUGUAUGUAAAAUGGCGGAAAUGAUAAUGCCUUAGAAUAUUUGAAAAAAAACGGCAUAGUAUCAGACCAAAAUAAGAAUAUAGACUACAAAUAGGCAAUCGUAUAGAAAUAUAAGAAUGAAUUAGUAAGAAAAGUUGAAGCAUUAUUGCCAAAAAUUUAAUAAUAAGAGAAUAUUAUUAUAUAAUAAUAAGAUAUAUAAAACGAAAAAAAAUACAAGAAGAAAAAUAAUAAAUCGAAGAAGAAAAAUAUAGAAGAAAAUAAAUUUUAGAAUAACAUCACAAAUGCAGCAAACAUAUAAACAUAAAAAAUUACUUUCUCAAAGUAAAGAAAAAUAAUAAUAAUAAAAAUAAUAAUAAAAAAAAAAAGUAUAAAAGAAACUAAAGUUGGAAAAAAGGGAGUAAAAGCAUAAAAAAUAGAUGAUUUUGAUUUUGAUAAACUAGUAAUUGAUGAUGGAUUAGGCUCAAAUAAUGGAGAUGGAUCAAAAAAUACAUAGCAAAAUAGUUCUCCUUAAAUAUUAAAUAAUAAUUUUGAGGAAUAAUAAAAAACUAAAGUUAUUUAUUAAAAUAACUAUAAUAAUGAAGGAAAUAGUUAAUAAGAAAAAUUAAAUAAAUUAAAAUAAUAAUAAAAUGUAAAAUCUAUAUCAAGUUAAUAAUUCGGAUCAUAAAAUAAGUAAUAUAUAUAUAUAUAUAUAUAUAUAUAUAUUUUUAUUUUAUUUUUUUAAAAAAAAAGUGAAAAUAAUUUUGGUAAUUUUUAAAAAUUCUAAAAUACAAAUUCUAUUUCAAGUAAAUAGUUCUAUGGAGAACCGGAAGAUAAUUAUAAUGAAUAAGAAGGAGAUUAAAGUAUAUUAUAAUUUUCUUUUUUCGUUUUAAAAUAUAUUUUUAUUUAUAUUUUAUAUUAUUAUUAUAUAUAUAUAUAUAUAUAUAUAUAUAUAUAUAUAUAUAUAUAUAUAUAUAUAUAUAUAUAUAUAGAAUUAGAAGUUGUAAAAAAUAUGAUUUUUAAAGCAAAAGAUAACUUUGAUUCUUUAAAAGAAAAAGCUUAAAAUUAUUUUAAUAAUUGGAAAUGA
Molecule: messenger RNA, 1283 nt
Organism: Ichthyophthirius multifiliis
Lineage: Eukaryota; Ciliophora; Oligohymenophorea; Hymenostomatida
Exons: 4
Biological process (GO): COPI coating of Golgi vesicle
Molecular function (GO): GTPase activator activity
Source: RefSeq, a predicted model, not a curated record